Molecule: messenger RNA, 4854 nt
Organism: Hemibagrus wyckioides
Lineage: Eukaryota; Metazoa; Chordata; Actinopteri; Siluriformes; Bagridae
Gene: daam1b
Product: dishevelled associated activator of morphogenesis 1b
Exons: 26
Coding region: 351-3593 (1080 amino acids)
Biological process (GO): actin cytoskeleton organization
Cellular component (GO): stress fiber
Molecular function (GO): actin binding; small GTPase binding
Source: RefSeq, a predicted model, not a curated record
GAGAAAGAGAGAGAGCAAGCGAGCGGCAUGAGGAGGUUGGAAGGGCGUUUGAUUGAGACUGUGGAUAGCAGCGUGAGCGGCUGAGAGAACCACAUGACUGAGGAGGAAACGGCAUAGAUGUGAAGAUUUUUUUCUGGAUUUAAGAACGCUGGAGCUUCAUUUCACAGGAGCACGACGUAGAGUCGGUCAUGUAGAGGGAUGUCCUCUUCAGAUGGAGUCUGAACAGAGGUGCAAAGGGGUUUUGUGACAGAGACAAGUCUAUAUAGCUGAGUCACUUGAGGGAGGACCACCAACCCCUUUCCCUUCAUCCCUCACCCUUGACCCCUGCCCCCUCCUCUCCUCAAGGAGUCAUGGCGCCUCGUAAACGUGGCGGUGGAGGCCGGGGCGUGUCCUUUAUCUUCUGCUGCUUCCAGAGCAAUGACCAUCCAGAGAUCACGUACCGGCUGCGGGAGGACUUUGUCCUGCAGACCAUGGAGCCUACACUCCCCAUUCCCAGCUACGAUGAGCUGGACUGCAUGUUCUCUGAGCUUGUGGAUGAGCUGGACCUCACAGAGAAGCACAGAGAAGCCAUGUUUGCAUUGCCUGCAGAAAAGAAAUGGCAGAUCUACUGCAGCAAGAAGAAGGAACAAGAAGAGAAUAAAGGUGCUACUAGCUGGCCGGAGUACUACAUCGACCAGCUCAAUUCAAUGGCAGCUAGGAAGACCCUUCUGGCUCUGGAGAAGGAGGAAGAAGAGGAACGCAACAAGACUAUAGAAAGCCUCAAAACUGCACUGCGGACACAACCUAUGAGGUUUGUCACUCGUUUUAUAGACCUAGAUGGUCUUACCUGCAUCCUGAACUUCCUGAAGAGUAUGGACUAUGAGACCACCGAGUCUCAGAUUCACACCUCCCUCAUUGGUUGCAUCAAAGCACUGAUGAACAACUCGCAGGGCCGAGCUCAUGUGCUUUCUCACCCUGAGAGCAUUAACAUCAUUGCCCAGAGCCUGGCCACCGAGAACAUCAAGACCAAGGUGGCUGUGCUGGAGAUCAUGGGAGCUGUGUGCCUGGUGCCUGGAGGUCAUAAGAAGGUUUUAGAGGCUAUGCUACACUACCAGAACUUUGCCUGUGAACGGACACGCUUUCAGAUGCUUCUAAAUGAUCUGGACCGAAAUACAGGGCGGUACAGGGAUGAGGUUAGCUUGAAAACAGCCAUCAUGUCCUUCAUUAAUGCUGUUCUGAGCCAGGGAGCUGGAGAGACCAGUCUCGAGUUCAGGGUACAUCUGAGAUACGAGUUCCUCAUGUUGGGGAUUCAGCCAGUCAUCGAUAAACUCAGGUCACAUGAAAACUCGACAUUAGACCGGCAUUUGGAUUACUUUGAAAUGCUCAGAAAUGACGAUGAGCUGACUUUAUCCAGACGCUUUGAGAGUAUUCAUAUAGAUACUAAAAGUGCAGGCCAAGUGUUUGACCUCAUACGCAAGAAGAUGACUCACACAGACGCAUACCCGCACUUUAUGUCCAUACUGCACCACUGCCUGCUUAUGCCAUAUAAGAGGAGCGGGAACAUGGUGCAGUACUGGUUGCUUCUUGACCGUAUUGUCCAACAGAUGGUCCUCCAGAAUGACAAAGGCCAUGACCCCGAUGUCACACCUUUAGAAAAUUUUAACGUCAAGAAUGUGGUUAGAAUGCUCGUCAAUGAAAAUGAGGUUAAACAGUGGAAAGAGCAGGCUGAAAAGAUGCGGAAAGACCACCACGAGCUUCAACAGAAGUUGGAGAAGAAGGAGCGAGAGUGUGAAGUCAAAUCCCAAGAGAAAGAUGAUAUGAUGCAGACACUCAAUAAGAUGAAAGAGAAACUGGAGAAAGAGACAGGAGAACAUCGACUGGUUAAGCAGCAGGUGGCAGAGCUUAAUGCCCGCCUGCAUGAUCUCAGCACGAGGCAGGUAGCUAUUGUCCCUGGUGGCCCUCCAUUAAUCCCUGGACCCCCAGGUGGACCUCUUUCCCUUCCACUUGCUCCUCCUCCCCCAGGAGGAAUGAUGCCACCUCCUCCACCCCCUCCACCCUCCGGUGCGAUGUUGCCCCCGCCACCACCUCCUCCACCUGGUGGCCCUCCACCUCUCCCUGGACGCCCUGCUCUUGGUGGUCCACCGCCUCCUCCAGGAGCCCCUGUAGGCCCAUCUCUCAAGAAGAAGAAUAUUCCCCAGCCAUCAAAUCCACUGAAGUCUUUCAACUGGUCCAAGUUGUCUGAGAAUAAGUUGGAAGGCACAGUGUGGGCUGAAGUUGAUGAUUACAAGGUUUUCAAAAUCCUAGACCUGGAAGACAUUGAGAAGACCUUCUCAGCAUACCAGAGGCAACAGGACUUCUUUAUGGUCAAUAACAGCAAACAGAAAGAGACCGAGGACGACACUCUGAGCUCAAAGAAAGUCAAAGAGCUCUCUGUCAUAGAUGGCCGACGAGCACAAAACUGCAAUAUCCUGCUCUCACGCUUGAAACUCUCCAAUGAGGAAAUGAAGAGGGCUAUCAUGACUAUGGAUGAACAGGAAGAUCUGCCUAAGGACAUGCUAGAGCAGAUGUUGAAGUUUAUCCCAGAGAAGAGUGAUGUGGAUCUGCUGGAAGAACAUAAACAUGAACUGGACCGGAUGGCAAAAGCAGAUCGUUUUCUCUAUGAGAUGAGCAGAAUAAACCAUUACCAGCAGAGGUUACAGUCUCUGUACUUCAAGAAGAAGUUUGCAGAGAGAAUUGCAGAAAUAAAGCCCAAAGUUGAAGCUUUAAUUAAAGCCUCUAAAGAAGUGCUGCAGAGCUCAAACCUUAAGCAGCUCCUCGAGGUUGUGCUGGCAUUUGGAAACUACAUGAACAAGGGUCAGAGAGGAAAUGCUUACGGUUUUAAAGUGUCCUCGCUCAACAAGAUCGCUGAUACCAAGUCUAGCAUUGACAAAAACAUCACUCUUUUACACUACCUGAUCACCAUCCUAGAGAAGAAGUACCCAAAAGUCAUGCGGUUCCAAGAGGACCUCCAGAACGUGCAAGAAGCCGCUAAAGUCAAUAUGACCGAGUUGGAAAAGGAAAUCAACAACCUGCGCAGUGGCUUGAAGAAUGUGGAAAAUGAGCUGGAAUUCCAGAAAAAGCGUCCACAGGAGGUGGGAGAUAAGUUUGUGCCUGUGGUCAGCCAGUUUGUUACACUCGCCAGCUUCAGCUUUUCUGAUGUAGAAGACUCCCUUACUGAAGCCAAGGAACUGUUUGAUAAAGCGGUGAAGCACUUUGGUGAAGAUGGUGGGAAGAUGCAACCGGAUGAGUUCUUCGGCAUCUUCGACCAGUUCCUGCAAGCCUUCGCAGAAGCUCGGCAGGAGAACGAGAACAUGCGGCGACGCAAAGAGGAAGAGGAGCGCCGGGCACGCAUGGAGGCGCAGCUAAAGGAGCAGCGAGAGAAAGAAAGAAAAGCUCGGAAGGCCAAAGAGACCGGAGAAGACAACGGGGGCGAGUUUGAUGACCUGGUGUCAGCGCUACGCUCCGGUGAAGUGUUUGAUAAGGACCUGUCCAAGAUGAAGCGCAACCGCAAACGUAUCAACAGCCAAACCACAGACACAGGCAGAGAGCGACCCAUCACUAAACUCAACUUCUGAGAUGUGGCUGCUUUGGCCACAAUGCUUAACCUUCUCACCUAAGGCCCAUUCCGUCAUCUGUGCUAUCCAGAACUGUUCCUUCACUGGACAAUACUGCCUCACAGUGGAGGACUUGGAGAGCACUCAUUUGCAACACAUCUUUAAACUUCAUAUGGAAAGAGGAAUUAUUGGCCUGAGGGUUUCUGUCCACAUAUUUUGCUCCUUCUGACUCUGAGGACUGUAAAGGGGGUACUGCUUAUAAAGUGGAAAGAUAUGUUUAUAAUUUCUAAGACUAUGGCUGCCAAGAUAUUCUUCUUCUUCUUUUUUUUUUUUUUUUUUUGAGGAAAUUGAGUUUUCACCUUGGUGCUGGUGCACCAAGAUUACAGACUUGGAAGACAAAACAAAAAUUGCUAGUCAAAUCUGGAUUUGACCUAGGAGGAACACAUAACAUGGGUACAGCAAUCUUUGUUUUUUUUCCACUUUUACAUCAUUCAGAAAAAGGCCAAACUCACAUCUUUAUUAAAAAAACAGCACGAGUUACUCAUUGGCUCAUUCUUGAAAUUGAGGCAUGGCAUGCAGGAUAGAACUUGUCUAAAUGUGUCUGGACCUGUUACCUGGAGAUUAAGCUUAGUAAUAAAGAAAAAAAAAAGACCCGACAUGGUUAAUUAACAAGCAACAUAAUCUGCUCCAAGCUAUAACUUAAUCUUAGUGCAGAAAACAGACCCGAAGAACUCAACACUAAACAGCUUUAAAUGGCUAUGCUUUUUCCUUUUAUUAUUAAGGACCAUUUUUUUAUAUAGUGAGCUUUUAUUGAAUACUAAUCACAGUAACCAGGGGUAUGGGUUGUGUAGGUUGUUUAUUACACGGUUAUUGAGAAUUGCAUUGGAUAUCAGACACAGGCUGGCUGAAGAACAUUUUUAAAGAUAAGUUUUAGAUAAGGAGUUGGCCCAGGCCCACGUCGUUUCAAACACUGUGGAUGCUCCUUUUGUGCAGAUUCUAUGCAUUUAUGUUGUUGGAUCUUUCAUCAAGACAGAUGGUCAUGUGAAAUCUGUAGACUUAUUUAAAAAGAAACAUCCCAGUAAGUAAAUCAAUGCAAGAGACUCUCCCUCAGCUCUUCCUUCAUCACUGGAUAUAUUCCAGUAUUUUUAUCCACAGUGUAUGUUGUGACCAUGUGAUAUGCCUACAUUGAACUAUGUUUGUAAUUUAAAGUAAAAAAAAAAAAAAAAUGCCUUCCAUUGUAAGAUGGCGCUUAAAAGAGAAUAAAUGGAAAAAUUUGAAUGUU